CCGCCGCCGGCAAGGAGCCUGGCUGCCGUGGCCGCGCGUGCGCACUAGCUUUCCCAGUUAGGCCGCGGCCGCCUCCCGUCGCUUUUUCCCGGCCCGGCCUGCUUCAUCCCUCCCGGCCUUGCCUCACGCCGCCGCCGCCGCCGAGAUGAUGAUGAUGGCGCUGAGCAAGACCUUCGGGCAGAAGCCCGUCAAGUUCCAGCUGGAGGAGGACGGCGAGUUCUUCAUGAUAGGCUCUGAGGUGGGCAACUACCUGCGGAUGUUCCGGGGCUCCCUGUACAAGCGCUACCCGUCGCUCUGGAGGCGCCUGGCCACGGUGGAGGAGCGCAAGAAGAUCGUCGCCUCUUCCCACGAAAACCAACGGAGUCACAGUCCCAGAAGAUAUCACGGUUAUACCACACUGGCCACAAGUGUGACUCUCUUGAAAGCCUCUGAAGUAGAAGAGAUCCUGGAUGGAAAUGAUGAGAAAUACAAGGCAGUCUCCAUCAGCACUGAGCCUCCCACCUACCUUAGAGAACAGAAGGCAAAAAGGAACAGUCAGUGGGUUCCGACCCUUCCCAACAGCUCCCACCACCUUGACGCUGUGCCAUGCUCGACCACCAUUAACAGAAAUCGGAUGGGCAGAGACAAGAAGAGAACUUUCCCCCUCUGCUUUGAUGACCACGACCCAGCCGUGAUCCACGAGAACGCCUCCCAGCCAGAGGUGCUGGUUCCCAUCCGCCUCGACAUGGAAAUUGACGGGCAGAAACUGAGAGACGCUUUUACAUGGAACAUGAAUGAGAAACUAAUGACCCCGGAAAUGUUUUCGGAGAUUCUCUGCGAUGAUCUGGAUUUGAAUCCCCUGACCUUUGUCCCGGCGAUCGCAUCAGCAAUACGGCAGCAGAUUGAAUCUUACCCUACAGACAGUAUUCUGGAGGACCAGUCAGAUCAACGCGUCAUUAUUAAGCUCAACAUCCAUGUGGGGAACAUCUCCCUGGUAGACCAGUUUGAGUGGGACAUGUCUGAAAAGGAGAACUCCCCAGAAAAGUUUGCCCUGAAGCUGUGCUCAGAACUUGGGCUGGGCGGCGAGUUCGUCACCACCAUCGCUUACAGUAUCCGGGGGCAGCUGAGCUGGCAUCAGAAGACGUACGCGUUCAGUGAGAACCCCCUGCCAACGGUGGAGAUUGCCAUUCGUAACACUGGGGAUGCCGACCAGUGGUGCCCUCUACUUGAAACCCUGACGGAUGCAGAGAUGGAGAAGAAAAUUCGAGACCAAGACAGAAACACGAGGCGGAUGAGACGUUUGGCUAACACAGCUCCAGCUUGGUAACCCUCCUGAAGUGGACAAGAGGAUUCAGCCUCCAGGCUGUGUCCAUGAGGAGCCAAGCAAAGGGCAAGCAUUUGUUAUGCUUUCUAUGCCCACCUGGGGACUGGCGGUACUUGCAUUGGCUGGCCCAGCAGACCAGAGGGAUGGUGACCUCUCCACCUCGUGGGUACCUGUCAAACAAGGGGUCCAAUAAAGACCUGUGGCAGCUGUCUGAGCCCUUCUCUCCCCCCUCCCCCAAAAACCUUAGGACAAGUUUUUAAAUAAAUGAAUAAUAAUU
Molecule: messenger RNA, 1580 nt
Organism: Podarcis raffonei (Aeolian wall lizard)
Lineage: Eukaryota; Metazoa; Chordata; Lepidosauria; Squamata; Lacertidae
Gene: SMARCB1
Product: SWI/SNF related, matrix associated, actin dependent regulator of chromatin, subfamily b, member 1
Exons: 10
Coding region: 146-1306 (386 amino acids)
Biological process (GO): regulation of transcription by RNA polymerase II; chromatin remodeling
Cellular component (GO): nuclear chromosome; nucleus
Molecular function (GO): transcription coregulator activity
Source: RefSeq, a predicted model, not a curated record